This is a messenger RNA of Strongylocentrotus purpuratus (purple sea urchin), 3033 nucleotides long. RefSeq names its product serine/threonine-protein phosphatase 6 regulatory ankyrin repeat subunit B-like. The coding region runs from base 1 to 3033 and encodes 1010 amino acids. The transcript is spliced from 22 exons. Lineage: Eukaryota; Metazoa; Echinodermata; Echinoidea; Camarodonta; Strongylocentrotidae. The record is from RefSeq and is a predicted model, not a curated record. Gene Ontology annotation, molecular function: protein binding.
AUGUUAAAUCAAGGGGAGGUUGUGAAAUACCUUUUAGGAAGAGAUGCCGAACUUCAUGUGACGGACAAGAAGGGUGACAGUGUUUUAUUCUGGGCAGCAUUGUACAACAACAUCGAUCUGCUGAAGAAAUGCUUGGAUGAUGGACAAAUAGACCCCAACGCAAAAAAUUCAUCUGGCCAAACUGCAUUGCAUGUGGCAAGUGGAUUCGGAAACUUUGAAGCCGUGAAACUUCUACUCGACCAUCACGCAGAGAUCGACACAAAAGAUAAUCAAGAAAGUACACCUUUGCAUAAUGCCGCAGAAUGCAACCGUGCCGAGGUUAUCAAAUAUCUACUGGAACAUGAAGCAGACAUACAAACUAAAGACUGCGAUGAACAAAGUCCAUUGCACCGUGCCGCAUCAUCGGGAAGUAUAGAUUCAGUCAAAAUGUUGGUGAAAAUGGGAGCAGAUAUUGGUGCAAAGGCAAACGAUGAGUCUACCCCCCUCCACUUAGCCGUGGCUGAAUUCACAGGGGAUCCCGAUUUGGAUUUUCUAAACAAUGCUAAAUGUGUAGAGCACCUUCUAGACAAAGGAGCCGAUAUCAACGCACCUGAUGUCGUCGGUUACACGCCUCUUAUCUUCGCUGUCGCUAAUUCUGUGUAUGACUGUGCAGAAAUCCUCAUUUCAAGAGGUGCAGAUAUGGACGCAAAGACAGCUCGAAAAUCUACAGCCCUUCAUAUAGCAGUCAGAAGUGGUCAUUCAGAGAUACUUCAAUUGAUUCUUAGUCAGAGCAGCCAGACCGAUGAACAGACAAAACCCCGUUUAGAAGCUGUCAAUAAGGAUAAAUGGACACCGCUACAAGAAGCAAUAUGCUAUGUAAACGUGGAAUGCGUGCGGCUGCUCUGCGAUUAUGGUGCAAAUUUGGAGGCACCCUCAAUCAGUGGAAAAACGCCUCUCUACAGAGCCGUUGAAGUGGAAUCUGUGGAAAUCGUGAAACUUCUCUUGGAAAAGGGCGUAAACAUUAACGCAGGUGCAAAGCUGUACGGAAACGCAACUCCUUUUCAUUUGGCUGUCGAAAAGGGAUAUCGAGAUAUCGUAGAACUUCUCAUCGAACGUGGACCUGAUUUAGACGCACGGACAACAAAUGACUACAACGUUUUUCACGUCGCCUCAGAAGCUGGACAAGAACAGUGCCUGCAAAUUCUUGUGGAUUAUGUCAUAGGGACAGAUGGCGGAGAUGGCAGCGAAGCGGAACAACACUUAGAGCAUCGUUCGCUUAUAGAUUCUACUGUGAAAACUAAACUGACACCUCUGCACUGCGCCAUACUCGGAGGCCACUUGGGAUGUGUUCAGAUUCUCUGUGAUGCUGGCGCAAACGUUGAAGCCCAGUCGAUAAGCGGGAAAACCCCCUUGCAACGAGCUACUGAAAAGAAACACGUUGAUAUUAUGAAAUACCUUCUGGCGCUGCAUGCUGAUGUCAACAAAGCCAACAAUACUGGCAUCACAGCGCUUCAUAUAGCUGCAUCAAACGGUUUAGCAGAACCCCUUGGAACUCUUUUAGAAUACCAUGCAGAUGUCAAUGCACAGUCAAACCAUAAUUCAACCCCGAUACUCUUAGCUGCUGUGUACGGCCACCAGUCCUGUGUUGAAAAGCUGAUAGCACAUGAUGCGGACCCCAUGAAGAGGGAUAAUGACGGUGAUUCCCUCGUUCACCAUGCAGCACUAGGUGGCAGAUUAGAUACGCUAGAGUACGUACUUGAUCUUGACGGAAUGUCAGAACUUAUCUCAUCGAAGAACAACGCCGGGCAUCUUCCACUACACUACGCUGCGAGAGAAGGCAACAAGAAUUGCGUAGAACUUUUGCUCGCUCUAGGAAUGAGUCAAGAAGAAGGAGAAGAGUCAAACCAUAAUUCAACCCCGCUACUCUUAGCUGCCGAGUACGGCCACCAAUCCUGUGUUGAAAAGCUGGUAGCGCAUGGAGCAGAUCCCACUAAGCGGGAUAAUGACGGGGAUUCUCUCGUUCACGUUGCAUCAUCAGGAGGCAGGUUAGAAACGUUAAAGUACGUACUAGAUAUUGAAGGAAUGUCAGAACUCAUCUCAUUUAAGAACAAAGCAGGGCAUCUCCCUCUGCACUGUGCUGCAAGAAAUGGCAACUUGGAUUGCGUCGAACAUUUGCUCGAACUAGGAGUGAGUCGAGAAGAGGGAGAAGAGAGCUGCUCCUUCCUUGAGGAACAAGACUGUCAGGGAAAAACGCCACUGCAUCUGGCCGUAGAAGGUGGAUUUUCCCCCGUUAUUGAGGCCUUGAUCAAAGCCGGAGCAGACUUGAACAUCCGAACCAAUGACGGAAAAACAUGUCUGCAUAUGGUUGUAACACUGUGGGGUGGACCGGAAAAUCCUGACAAGAAGGUCCAAACCACCAAUGGUUUCGAGCCGGUUGUAUCAAGAUAUCCCGAGUACGAGCCGCUCAGCGAGAACGAGAAACUUCUUCUCUACCUCCUCGACAAGGGAGCCAUAUGUACAACGUUCGACGCGAGUGGUGACACACCAAUACACCUCACUAACACACAUAGACUCUGGCAGCUAGUUGUAUCAGGAAUACCGGAAGAGGAGCGCAACGCUCUAUUGGAUGAAUUGGAUGUUGAGUCAAAAAGGAUAAAGCGGACAGUGCAACAAGUUAUUGGUCCGGAAGGGGGCGAAAUACAUCUCAGUCGGUAUGGCGUCCACUUGACUGUACCAGCAGGUGCACUUGACAAAGACCAAGAUAUAUCUAUGAGACUACUCGAAACUUGUCCAGUUCCGGGCAUCCAAGGCGAAGAGAUGAUGGCAAGUUUUGGCGUUGAACUCAAACCUGGGGGCUUAAAGUUUAAGCUUCCUGUUCAAUUACAACUGCCCCAUUGUGCCAGCGUUGUCAACACGGAUGAUGUAACAAAUUCUGUAAGGUUACGAGAUGCAGACAAGAUUGGAGAUGAACAGCCCUUCUUUGUUAAAUGGACCAAUGGGGAUGUGCAUGUUUGGGUGAUGAACAAUAAGCGUGAAGAGGAAGCUGUGGGAUAA